UUUUUUUAAUAAUGGAGAGUUUACCGCUGCUACCAGGAUACAUUUUUUCAGAUACAGAUCCUCUGCUGAAGGAUUACAAAGUGAAACAAAAGCUGAAAUACUCGAACGGCUUGCCAGUGAUAAGGGACGACUUGAAUCCUGAUGAUGUCAAGUGCAACGCAAUGUUCGUCGAGCACAUCCCCGAGUUAACAUACGGUCGUCCACGUGGUUACAAUCUCUUCGAGCACCAGCGUUUCCAGCCGCACUACGCGCUCUACGCACGCAAAUGUCUCAGUUUCGACGCUUACUUCAAGCAAAGUGUCCACGGCUCGCCACUCGAGUAUUAUCGCGUACGUCGCGUGAGAAUCAUUUAUUAUCUCGAGGAUGACACGAUGAUGGUGAGCGAGCCGAAGGUCGAGAACGUGGGGUUUCUUCAAGGGAAAUUGGUGAAGAGACAUCGGAUCCCGAGAUCAAAUGGAGAGGCUUAUCAUUGGAAGGAUCUCAACGUUGGCAUUAAUCUCGAAAUCUACGGGAUUGUGUACCGCGUCUAUUCUUGCGACGCGUACACACGAGAAUUUCUCACGAGUCAAGGCAUUGACGUGUCAGAGCCAGAGGACCUACCGCAAGAUCCGUAUACGAAGAAUCGCAAAGAAUCCGGUGUGAUCGGUGUACUCUCACACACUUCCAAGUCGUUCGACGACAAACUUUACAAAUUCCUCGAGUACGACGGCAUGGUGUUGUCGUUCGAGGCAAGUUGGAACGACGAGCAGUACCGGAUAAUGUACUUCUUGGUGGAUGACACGAUCGCCGUAUGCGAAGUCAGAAGACCGAACGACGGCAAAGACAUGAGAGGCUGUUUGAUGCUGAAAAGAACGAAGGUGCCGAAGAGCUGGACGGACGUGCCGUCGAGCUACGCUGGAGCUUAUUUGGAGAAGACCGACCAAGAGGUUAAGGAGUAUUAUUCACCGAAAGAUCUAAAGAUUGGUGAGACAAUUUUCAUCUUCGGUCGGCGUUUCUUCUUGCAUGACUGUGAUCCUUUUACUCGUCGUUACUACUCGACGAUAUUGCGCUUCGAUCAGCCAGCAAGGAUACCAUUGCUGGAUCUCUGCCCAAAGCCCAAGUUCUGCAUUAAACGAUCGGAUGAGACAAAGCAUCGCGACCUGAUACGUCAACUUUACAAUUUUCCAAAACGACUUCGUUAUAGUUUGGCAAUGGAGGCUUGUCAUCCUGAAGACGUUGGUCGUGAAUUCAUUAUGGAAUACAGUUUAGCUGACGGUUGCAUCAGAAUUAACGAGCGCGACAAGAAGAAUUCCGGUAGAAAAGCUGGUCGUUUUCUCAGUUGGGUACGAAUACCAAAACCUGCUACCGACGAUUAUUACACACCUGAAGAUUUUGCUAUCGGAGCGAGAUUGAAUAUAUUCGGGCAUUGGUUUUUGAUUACUGGGACUGAAGUUUUCGUGUACAAGUAUAUGAUGGCCAAUCCUGACAAGUUUGAUGCGAGUUUGAGGGAUGCGGUGAAGAGAUUUUUAAAGGAUAAAGGAUUGAUUGAUGAAGAGGAAAAAGUUGAGUGUAAGUGUGAGGAUGAGAAAGAAGAAAAUGAUAAAGAUGAUCAGGUUGAUUGUUGAGGGGGCUUAAUAAA
Messenger RNA from Phymastichus coffea, 1618 nucleotides. RefSeq names its product EF-hand domain-containing protein 1-like. Gene Ontology annotation, cellular component: mitotic spindle; axoneme. NCBI's taxonomy places the organism in Eukaryota, Metazoa, Arthropoda, Insecta, Hymenoptera, Eulophidae. Bases 12 to 1604 code for a protein of 530 amino acids. Gene Ontology annotation, biological process: cilium-dependent cell motility; mitotic cytokinesis; mitotic spindle organization. Gene Ontology annotation, molecular function: alpha-tubulin binding. The record is from RefSeq and is a predicted model, not a curated record. The transcript is spliced from 5 exons.